Molecule: messenger RNA, 2668 nt
Organism: Opisthocomus hoazin
Lineage: Eukaryota; Metazoa; Chordata; Aves; Opisthocomiformes; Opisthocomidae
Source: RefSeq, a predicted model, not a curated record
AUGGUUUUAUACACUUCCUCAUUUCCCAACAGCUUUCUGUCAGUUCUGCAUUCUUUUUCCUGGGGCCUGAUUUUCCCAUGUUACUGGUUAGCAGAUAGGCUUGUGGCCUCUUUUGUUCCAACAACCUAUGAGAAACGUCAGAGGGCAGAUGAUCCGUGCUACUUUCAUGCGCUCUGCAUCAUCAUUACCACUCCCAUCUACCUGGCGCUGUUGGUAGCCUCUCUGCCUUUUGCUCUGAUUGGCUUCCUGCUGUGGUCCCCACUGCAGUCAGCCAGAAGGCCAUAUGUCUACUCCAGACUAGAAGACAAGAGCCGUGCCAAUGGAGCCACGCUGCUCACUGAGUGGAAGGCUGCAGGCAGUGGGAAAAGCUUCUGCUUUGGCAGUGCCAAUGUUUGCCUGCUGCCGGAUUCUCUGGCGAGGUUUAAUAAUGUUUUCAACACACAGGCUAGGGCCAAAGAGAUUGGCCGGAGGAUCCGAAAUGGGGCAAGCAGACCGCAGAUCAAAAUAUAUAUAGAUUCUCCUACCAACACAUCCAUCAGUGCAGCAAGUUUUAGCAGCUUGGUCUCCCCCCAGGGUGGAGAGAACACUAAUCGUACUGUUAAUGCUGGCAUCAAAAGGACAACAUCCAUGGAGUAUAAAGGAGACAAUUCUGGCUCAAACAACAGUGAGGACAGUCGAGAAGAUAAAGGUGGAGCUGGUGAGCCAAAUGAGGGAGAAGAAAACACUUGCAUUGUCCGCAUAAAUGGAGAGGAAAAUGGCCACAUGUCAGACACAGAAACAGAUACCGUCAAUGGCCAGGCUCAUGCCAGUGGUCCAGCUGAGCCCUCGCUGGAAGGUGAUGCGGAGAUCUCAAAAACGCCUAACCACAAACAGAAGGAAGGAGAUUCUGGGAGUUUAGACAGCUACUCUGCCUCACGAGAGUCCUUAGUUAAAGUUCACGUUGGAGAUGGUACAGUGGACCAAAGCACUGUCAACAACAAGCUCCUCUACAAAGCUUCGAUCAUGAAGAAGACUUCAGUGCGGAAAAAGAAACAUAUGGAUGAGACCUUUGAUCAUGAGAUCUCUGCUUUCUUCCCUGCCAACCUGGACUUUCUGUGUUUGCAGGAAGUGUUUGACAAAAGAGCUGCAGAGAAAUUGAAAGAGCAGCUCCAUCACUAUUUUGAAUACAUUGUCUAUGAUGUUGGGGUCUACAGUUGCCAUGGCUGCUGUAGCUUCAAGUUUGUGAACAGUGGUCUGCUUUUUGCCAGCCGCUAUCCUGUUAUGGAUGCUGCCUAUCACUGUUACCCCAACGGAAGAGGAACAGACUCCUUGGCUUCCAAGGGAGCCUUGUUUCUCAAGGUACAAGUGGGAAGUACACCUCAGGACCAAAGAAUCGUGGGAUACAUCUCCUGCACUCACUUGCAAGCUAUUGCAGGAGAUACUACUGUUCGAUGUGAGCAACUGGACAUGCUUCAAGAUUGGCUGUCUGAAUUCAGAAAAUCUACCUCCUCCUCCAGCACAGCCAAUCCCGAGGAGCUGGUGGCUUUUGAUGUCAUCUGUGGAGAUCUCAACUUUGAUAACUGCUCCUCUGUGUUUACACGCUACAAAGACCCAUGUCGAGUUGGUCCUGGGGAGGAUAAGCCAUGGGCAAUUGGUACCUUGUUGGAUCCUGAAGGGCUGUACGAUGAAGAAGUGAGCACUCCAGAUAACCUACAGAAGGUGCUGGAAAGCGAAGAAGGAAGGAAAGGAUACUUAGUCUAUCCCACCAGCAAGAACCACAGCUCCAGUCAAAAGGGGAGGAAGGCGUCACUGAAGGGGAAUGGGAGGAGGAUUGACUAUAUGCUUUACACAGAAGAAGGUCUCUACCUGGAAUGGAAAGUGGAAGUGGAAGAGUUCAGCUUUAUUACCCAGUUGGCAGGCCUGACAGACCACCUACCAGUAGCAAUGCGUCUCAUGGUGUCUACAGGAGAAGAUGACCCUUAACACUGACGAUCUUGGAGAGAGCAGAAGAGGGAAGCGUUAACGAUAUUCAGAAAAUAGCAGAGGAUAAGAACAAACUGUUCUGGUGCCACAUUAGGAAAGACGACCAGACCUGACCCGGGCGACUCGCAGACCGUACCAACAGUGGCGACACGGAAAGGAAGAGAAGAAGGGGCGGCGGCCAACAGCCACUGUCACAAGUUGCUCUGGCAAGGACAGGCCUGUACUGCAAUGCUUUCACUGUGGACCAAACGGAACCAAGAUGGAAGUCCUAAUUCCUUCUGAACCAGUGCCAUUCUUACUAAAACAUGUUUUUAUACUAAUAUAUAGCACAAUUUAGUUUGUAAUUAGUCUGUGAGUUAGUGCCGCUCAAUGGUUUUUUGCAUCAUUUCUUUGUAUAACUACGAAGCUAAAGCUUUUCUUCUUUUUUUAGCCUGUUAAAGUUGUAGUAGCGUGCUUGCAUCAGUAGCAUGCGCCCGCACUGCAUGCCACUCUGAGAUAAAAUAGUCAGUAAGAUACCAUGGGGAAUAUCGGAAUGGAAGUGAGCUCCAAAAUCAGACACCAGCCAAAGCAAGGCGUUCUGGGACUGGCAAACCCUUCUGUCAUUACAGAUAGACCUUAAACACAACAAACACAAACUCUGUUCAGUUUGCAGACCAGGAUCUUCCUGUGCGAUUUAAAGAUACUUCAAAAGAUUCGCAAUUCAGAC